AUGGCCAUAUACCAAUGCCAUCGACUGAUCGGCUAUUGGAUCAACCUACCUAUUCGGUCGAAAUAUCGGAAUUCCUUCGGGCAUAACGAGACUUUUGAGCAAAACCAUCCCUAUCGACCGUCUCCCGGCCCCCAUCGCGACUACACUAUCUCUCCGGAGGCCCAUCAUGAUGCGUACUUUAAUCCGCCCUACCAGCCCACUCCUUCGUCAGUCGACGAUUACGACCUCACAAACUAUCCUCAAAGAUACCAUGACGACCAAGUUCCCAUCCUCCUAUCGGAUACUCCUUUUGGGCCGAAUCCUCAACCGGAGGACGGAGCCUUCAGCAAUACAUCCGCCAUUGCUACCACCCCCAGUCCUGCACCCCUACGGAGGUGGAAAACGGUCAAGGAGGUUCAGCUGUUCAAUGGCAACCUGGUCCUUGACUGUCCGAUCCCGCCAAGGCUCUUGAGCCAGAUCAAUCAUGUUGCACCGCCAGAACGAGAUGAAUUUACACACAUGCGCUACUCAGCAGCUACUUGCGAUCCAAAGGACUUCUACAACGAGCGAUUUACUCUACGCCAAAGGUUGUUUGCAAAGCCGAGACAUACCGAGCUGUUCAUUGUAGUCACCAUGUAUAACGAGGAUGACUUUUUAUUUGCGCGAACGAUGAUUGGCGUUUUCAAAAAUAUCGACUACAUGUGCGGCAGAUCAAACAGCAACACCUGGGGAAAGGAGGCAUGGAAGAAGAUCGUGGUCUGUGUCGUCAGCGAUGGCCGUGCAAAGAUCAAUCCCAGAACACGGGCGGUUCUGGCCGGUUUGGGGGUGUAUCAAGAUGGAAUUGCCAAGCAGCAAGUCAACGGAAAGGACGUGACUGCUCACAUCUAUGAAUAUACAACUCAAAUGGGCAUGGAGUUGAAAGGCAACCAAGUGCUCCUCAAGCCGCGACGGGGUAUGCCCGUUCAAAUGCUGUUUUGCUUAAAGGAAAAGAACCAAAAGAAAAUCAACUCCCACCGUUGGUUCUUUCAAGCGUUCGGACGUGUCCUGGAUCCGAAUAUUUGCGUCCUUCUUGACGCAGGUACCAAACCAGGGAAAGAUUCCAUUUAUCAACUCUGGCGCGCGUUCGACCUAGAGCCGAUGUGUGGCGGUGCUUGCGGGGAGAUCAAGGUGAUGUUGGACCGCGGCAAGAAGCUGAUUAACCCCCUGGUUGCGACCCAGAAUUUUGAAUAUAAAAUGAGCAACAUUCUCGACAAGCCACUGGAAUCGGCUUUUGGAUUUAUUUCCGUCCUCCCGGGAGCCUUUUCAGCUUAUCGCUACGUUGCGCUUCAAAACGACAAGAAUGACCAAGGCCCACUAGAGAAAUACUUUGCGGGCGAGAAAAUGCACGGCGCAAAUGCUGGCAUAUUCACCGCAAACAUGUAUUUAGCAGAAGAUCGAAUUCUCUGCUUUGAACUGGUAUCUAAGCGCAACUGCCGAUGGAUCCUGCAGUACGUUAAAUCCGCCAGUGGCGAAACUGAUGUUCCUGAUCGCAUGGCGGAGUUCAUCCUUCAACGACGGCGUUGGCUGAACGGGAGCUUUUUCGCCGCGGUCUAUGCCAUCACACACUUUUACCAAAUUUGGCGGAGCGCUCACAGCGGCUCUCGAAAAUUUAUGCUACUAAUUGAAUUUAUUUAUCAGACGAUCAAUAUGCUAUUUGCCUGGUUCGCGAUUGGAAAUUUCUUCCUCGUUUUUCGCAUCUUGACGACUUCCCUUGGUACGGCUGACCUUCUCGGCAGAGCCGGCAGCAUUUUGGGCGUUGUUUUUGAAUGGCUUUACCUUGCAACUCUGGUGACAUGUUUUAUUUUAGCAUUGGGCAAUCGGCCACAAGGGUCCAACAAGCUUUACUUAACGAUGACAGGGUUCUGGGUUAUCAUCAUGAUAUAUCUUACAUUUGCGGCGAUCUAUGUUACGGUAAAGUCCAUCCAGCAUGAAGUUGCCGAUGGCCAGUUCAGCUUCUCCGCGAUAUUCAAAAACUUACAGUUCUUUUCGAUGAUCGUAUCGCUCUUGUCGACUUAUGUUCUCUGGCUCCUUGCUUCGAUCUUAUUCUUUGACCCGUGGCAUAUGUUUACAUCCUUUCUGCAAUACAUCCUUCUAACUCCAACGUAUAUCAAUGUCCUUAACAUUUAUGCGUUUUGCAACACCCAUGAUAUCACUUGGGGAACUAAAGGUGACGAUAAAGCCGAGAAACUUCCCUCUGCGAACCUCAAGCCGGGUGGCAAAGUCGACGUUGAGAUACCUCAAGAUGACGGAGAUCUCAAUGCUCAAUACGAUGCUGAACUCACAAAAUUCGCUUCGAAGCCGCCGAAGGAACAGAGAGCGGUCACUGAAGAAGAGAAGCAAGAAGACUACUAUAAGGGCUUCCGGAGUUCUGUUGUGUUGGUGUGGAUCUUUUGUAAUUUCGCGCUCGGUGCGUUGGUCCUCAACGCCGUUGGCCUGGAGAGGAUCGAUUUGAACAAUGAAAGUGAGGCCAAUCGGAGCGCGAUUUACAUGGCAGUUGUGUUAUGGAGUGUGGCGGCUUUGUCGUUGUUUAGAUUCAUAGGAGCUAUGUGGUUCCUGAUUGUCAGAAUGUUUGGCGGUCGUCUUCUUCCCAUGGUGUUGUUGGUCGUGGUUUGCUACCCAGAACAAACCCACAUGGCUGCCCAACGCGAACACGGCGGCUCCAAGCUGCCCCCGUCCAAACCCUCUCUCUCCACCACCGACCCAACCGCCACCCGCCUCACCACCGGCGGCGACGCCCUCAACGUCCACCAGACCGCGGCGUCCGGCGGCAGCACGUCAAGCACCAUCACCGACCCCAACGCACCCUCCACCACGGCCACCAGCACCAUGGGCGAAACAACCCGGGCCGCAGGAACGCAUCCCGGCGGCGGCGCGGCGAUGGCCGGGUCCGGGCUGGCGGGCACGGGGACGGGGGGUAUCGGCACGUUCCAGGGCGGGCGGACGGCGGGAUCGAGCACGAAUCCGGCGGGGGCAAUGCCGAUUACGGGUGCGAGAGGGCAGGGGGAGAGGACGGGGCCGAUGCCGGAGAAGGAGGGGGGUGUGAAGGGGUUUAUGGCCGGGGUGCACGGUGCUGGAGAGGAGGCGCGCGGGAAAAUGGGGGAAAUCGUUGAUCGCGUGGCGAAUGACCCGCAGGGCGUAGCGAAGAAUCAGGCGAUCCAGAGAGAGGGAAGAGAGGAGAUUGAAACAGGGAGAUUUGGUCAAAAGACAAAGGAGAGGGAGGCGAUGAAGCCGGCGACGGGGAGGCAGAACCCUUGA
Molecule: messenger RNA, 3273 nt
Organism: Uncinocarpus reesii 1704
Lineage: Eukaryota; Fungi; Ascomycota; Eurotiomycetes; Onygenales; Onygenaceae
Product: chitin synthase 2
Exons: 7
Coding region: 1-3273 (1090 amino acids)
Cellular component (GO): cell periphery; cell septum
Molecular function (GO): chitin synthase activity
Source: RefSeq, a predicted model, not a curated record